Cotesia congregata is the source of this 501-nucleotide messenger RNA. Lineage: Eukaryota; Metazoa; Arthropoda; Insecta; Hymenoptera; Braconidae. The record is from the annotation of a GenBank genome assembly.
GUAGAUAACCCAUGUAACAUAAGGGCGAAAAAUAUUCUUCUGUCGAACAACAAAUUUCCGAAUUCUCCGCAAGCUUUCAAUAUAAAUGGCACUAACGUGAUUCUGGAGGAUAACGUAUUCUCCGGAAAGAGACAAGAUAAUUACAUAAAUAAUAAAUUUGAAGGUGAACUUCAAAUUUUUGAAGUGACGGGAAUCAAAGUUUACUUACAAAAUAACACACAUCGUAGUAAUUUCCUAGUGUAUCAAGUAACAGGCGUACAAACACUCAUCGAGUCCAACAACAUUAAUUCGAACUAUCUGGCCUUGCCAAACUUUUAUGGUAUGGAAAAGAAUUCACGUUAUUUAAUAGAACCGUCAAAUUAUCCGUUAAGUUUUGAAAACUAUGCGGAAUUUGAACAUGAAGUGUUGACAAAUUCAAAAAUUAAUCGCGUAGGUUCACCCGUUUUAUCAACAUUUAUGGAACUAAUUCUUAAAUCUAAAAGUAGUUACGUGAACAGUUCG